UGUGUCCAGAACCCCCAGUAUUCCAGCACCAGCACCUACGUGAUCUUCGCUCACCUGCUGCGGCAGAUCGCGGCGUUGUCCGAGGCCGACCACCACUUCCUGGUUCACUGGCUCAAGAGGCUGUCGGCCAGGCGCUUCCGGCAGCUGGUGGAGCGCCUCCUGCAGUUCAUCUCCACGCGCCUGUUUCCUGCAGAGCCAGAUGAGCUUCCUCCUUCAGCCAAGUGUUCCUGGUGGAUCCCCUCGGCCACCAAAGUGCUCAGCCUGUUCAAUGCAGCCAACAGCGUCUCCUCUCCUCCCAUCAUGCCCUUCACCGACUUCUACAACAUCACUCUGGAGCACAUUGACUUCAUGGAGGACUACAGGACCUGGCAGAACUACGGCAACUCAAACAGGUUUUCUUUCUGUCAGUUCCCCUUCAUCCUGUCGACUGUGGUGAAGAAAGCCAUCAUCCAGAAGGACUCGGAGCAGCAGAUGAUCAGCCAGGCCAGGCUCAGCCUGGUGAGCAAAGUGUCCCGCAGGCAGAGGGUGGACAUGAACCUGCUGUUCCUCAACAUUAAAGUUCGACGAGCACAACUCCUGAGCGACUCGCUGGAUGAGUUGAUGAGGAAACGGUGCGACCUGAAGAAGAAGCUGCGGGUGACGUUUGUCGGGGAGGCGGGGCUUGACAUGGGCGGUCUGACGAAGGAGUGGUUCCUGCUGCUGGUUCGUCAGAUCUUCCACACCGACUACGGGAUGUUUUCCUUCAUGAAGGACUCGCGCUGCCACUGGUUCAGCAGCUGGAAGAGCGACAACUACUCUGAGUUCCAGAUGGUCGGGACUCUGAUGGGCUUAGCGGUUUACAACAGCAUUGCUCUGGACAUCCACUUCCCUCUCUACUGCUACAGGAAGCUGCUCACUCCGCCCACUGUGCCAUCUGAUCCUAAUGCUUUUGUUGGCACGGCAACGGCCACCUUGGACGACCUGCAGCAGGUCAUGCCUGAUCUGGCUCACGGCUUGGCAGAGCUGCUGAGCUACGAGGGAAACGUGGAGGAGGAUUUCUACCUCACCUUCCAGGUGUUCCAAGAGGAGAUGGGCGUAGUCAAAUCCUACAACCUGAAACCGGCAGGAGACAAAAUCCCUGUCACCAAGCAGAACAGGAAGGAGUACGUCCAGCUCUACAUCGACUUCCUGCUGAACAAAUCCAUAUACAAACAGUUUGCUGCCUUCUACCACGGCUUCCACAGCGUGUGUGCCUCCGACGCCCUGAUGCUGCUGCGGCCGGAGGAGGUGGAGAUGCUGGUGUGCGGCAGCCCGGAGUUGGACAUGAGCGCUCUGCAGAAAGCUGCUCAGUAUGAAGGCUACAGCAAGAUGGACGCCACUGUGAGGUUCUUCUGGGACGUGGUUCUGGCGUUUCCUCUGGAGCUGCAGAAGAAGCUGCUGCACUUCGCCACCGGCAGCGACCGCGUUCCCGUCGGAGGAAUGGCCGACCUCAACUUCAAGAUCUGCAAGAUCGACGUUCCGGCAGACUGGCUGCCCGUCUCUCACACCUGCUUCAACCAGAUCUGUUUGCCUCCGUAUCGAACGCGGAAGGAGCUCAAACACAAACUCACCAUCGCCAUCUCCAACGCCGAAGGCUUCGGCCUGGAGUGAAGGCCUGCGGACAGGAACACCAACAGACUGUCACUCUGCGUCUGCCGUGGAUCUCUGUGGAUCAGGAACUGAGCAGGUCCCUUUUUCUCCUGGUCAGACCGGAGCUUUAACCCAACAGCUGAACAACGGCUCAACAAAUCACUUCAUUUCCACAUCAGCUCUGUUGGUUCUGCUUUAACAACCGAUAAACGGAAACCAAAUGGAUCUGCAACACUGUGCAAAAGCUUUACUCAGUUUGCAUGUUUAUUUCCUCAUUGCAGAGCAGAAACAGACGCUUCAGUCAGGAAACUCUGCCUGCCAAGUGCCUUAAAGAGAACCAACCAGCUGCCAUUUUCUAUCCGCUCCUGUUUUAGACCGAUGGUAAAAACCUUUUGCAGUAUUUUUAAAGUUUUGUUUUAUUGAUAAACCUUUUGCACAGUAUUGUUGAUGUUAUCUGGGAUAUAAGUCUGACUAGUCUGAUCAGUGAAAAUAACGUUAAAAAUUCUCGUUUUAAUGUUGUAACACAUGAAGUUUGUGUUGAAGUCAGAACAGUCCAAUCAUCAGAGGGUGAAAACGGUGGAGCCUCUAAUGACAGACAGGAUUGAUUUUGCAGAAAGCAAACAGAAACGCCUGAAGACUAAACUGGACAGCAUCCUCCUGUAAUGGCUGGAUCUGAACAUGGCCUCCCAGUGGUUUAACUCUGAAUGUGUUGCUGAAGGUUUACAAACCCUGAUCAGUUUUUCAGAACAAACACAAAGAUGAGAACCUUUUUGACAUAAAGUAUAAAUGCCUCCAGCUUCAGAAGAUGAAGAUCUGGUGUAAAGUUAAACUAAAACAUCUGAAUAAACUCCUAAACUUUCAUUUUAUGAUCUGCACACCUGAUUCCAUGUAUUUAAAUAUGGCCGCCAUACAGGAAGGCUAAUUAUUUAUGUUGUCAUUGUGUUUUCCAGUUGGUCUCAUGCAACAUGUUUUGCUUUUUGCAAAAAGCUCCCAUUUCUGCUGCAACAUUAACAGCAGAGGCUCCAUCUUAUUGUUUCUCAGGUAUUGAUUUGAAUCGAGAAUAUUUUUUUCUGGUCCUGUUUAUUCGGUUAUGAACGGAUUAAUCAGGAGAAUCGAGGUGUGGAGGUUUAACUGAAGCUAAAGCUCAUGUAAGUAAGCUAGCUUGUUGGACAUAACGGUGUUAACGUUUCCUGUCCUGACGUCUGACACUUUAUGAUUUCCACAAAUGUUUUUUAUUUGCUUUGUUUGCAACACACUGUUACGACUGAACGCUUUACUCUGAAGAAGCUUUUGUAUAUUACGAGACGUAGCUUGUGGCUUAUUUCCUUUGACAUUGCGGCCGGUUGGAUUGAACGCAGGCUGCAGCAGAAGUGUUGCUUUGCGGUGUUUUGUGACGUUCAGGACCUGCAGACCGGCUGGAAGAGGAACCGUCUUCCAGAUGGGCUGCUGAGUUUGUGUGUUUGGUGCUUUUAAAUUAUUACUCCUUGUUUCAGUCCGUCCAGUCCGGGUCCAACUGCACCGCCUCCAGAUCGGUGUUGUCACUUUAUCCACACCUUUCCAGUAACACCUUCCACUUAUCGAUCACUCAGACCAGUUCUGCCGACAACCCGACCUACUGACCCAGUUCUCUAAAGCUUCGGUUUGCCUCGCAGAUCAAAACCUUGGAUCUAGAAAUUAAUCGUCUUCCAGCUGCAGGUUGGAAAGUCAGGGAUGCAUUAAUUAUUUUAUUAGAUUGAACUAAAAAGAAAACCAGUUGAAUACUUCAGUUCAAACUGUUUGUCUCUGUGAAGCGGCCAUGUUGGAUGUAGAGGUUGGUUUCUGACGGAAACAUUAAAGUUGGGAGUUUAAAUUCCAACAUGGGGGUAAAAAAUGCAGCAUUACAGGAUAACUUGAAAACAUCCUGAGCUUGGAUGACACAUCUAAGUUUGGACAGUCUUCAUAUCAGUCACAAUAACACCAGAGUCCAAUAUUAACCAAUAAUCCUGACAUUAUUUGAACGAAACUCAAUAAAUUCUCUGAUAGAUUGAAAUGAUCAACAAGGAUUCCCAGUUUACCGUCUCCUAACUGGACCAACUGGAUUUAAAAUCACGUUUACUAUCACUUCUGCGUUAAAGUCCAGAUGUGAAACAUCAGAACUUGUAUCCGUUCCCCAAACACACCACUGAUCUCAUGCUAUAGCGCUAUAGUUAGUUAAAUGCAGUUGGAUAUCACUGGUUAAUUUUAACUACCGUGGCUAAAAGCGUCAAGUCCAGCAGGAUGAACUCCAGUAACCAGCGGUGGUGGAUCCGGUUCUGGCCCGGUUCUAAUCUGGGUCUCUGGGAGGCUGCGGUCUGGAAAAGAUCCUCACUCAACAACCCAUUCAGUUUUCACCUCAGAGCUGCUUCUCCCCUCGUCUGCAGCCCAGAACGUUCAGCUGAUUCUACCGUCUCUUUCGGUGUUGGUUCUAAAUCUGCGGUGCUGUCUGGUCCAAAGUCCCACAUAGCAAACUGAAGUAUCCCGGCAACCGUCGAGAAACUUCUCUGGCUGCACUGUCCAAAUUUACAUGGCUGUAAUCUGGGUCACUCAUUCACUCAGCCAACAAUGGAUCCUCUAUGUUAUGUAAUGAUGGGGCUGGAGCUGCUCUCUGCUGAGAGACGGACCGGGCCAGAACCCCAGAACCGGGCCACCGGUUAAGGGCCGGACUCUGACAUGACUCAGAAAUGUGUUUGACUUUGACUCGGUUCUGUUGUACUUCAAAUGGACCAAACUGUGUCAGGUUAUACAGUGGAGGAGUGAAGACCCGUUUGAAAAUAGUUCUGACUGGGUCCCGGGUUUGUUGAGAUGUAAUUAUUUUCUCUGGUCAGGUGUUUAAAUUAAACGCAGACGGAUCGGAGGAGGAGCAGCUGGCCCGUGCUUGACCCGGUUUGUAAACCCGCUGUGGCUUUUGUUGCUGUGUAAUGUACGAUGAUGUGACUCCACAGAUAUUUGCAAUAAACCCAAACGAAGGCUCACGCCUCCUGAUAACGGCG
This is a messenger RNA of Poecilia latipinna (sailfin molly), 4616 nucleotides long. RefSeq names its product HECT domain containing 2 (gene hectd2). Gene Ontology annotation, molecular function: ubiquitin protein ligase activity. The transcript is spliced from 15 exons. The record is from RefSeq and is a predicted model, not a curated record. Gene Ontology annotation, biological process: protein polyubiquitination. Lineage: Eukaryota; Metazoa; Chordata; Actinopteri; Cyprinodontiformes; Poeciliidae. The annotation marks the transcript as partial.